GAAAAAGUAACAACUUGUGGAUGCAUUUGUCAUGCCAAAAACUACAAGUUUCAGUGGGUGAUAGAAAUAAUGAUGAUCGUCCUUGGCGCGAACGCGCAAACGCGGCAUUUUUGACAGCGAUUCCGAGUCUAUUUAGCGACGCUCUCUUGCAGAGAUAUCUUAGUAAGAUUCAGUUUUUGGCGCGAGAUGGAACAUAUGAGUUAUCCUGUGUGUUACAUAAUCAUAUAACGCUAAAAUUCAACAACCUCAAAACGUUAUGACACACCAAAUUCAGCUAAUUUUUUCUCUACGCAAACACCAAAAAAUUAAGAACCAUAUCAGAUAACACAGGCUUAUAAAAUAAAAAUAAAUCUUGUUACCCUUGUCUCUACCCUUGUGUAUUCAGAUAAGCCAACAAAGUUUGAAUCUAUUCCAACUGACAUCAGCUACAACAACCCUUUACAAAUAAAAAAUUAUGCAGUCCAUCACAUAGUACUGGGAGAUAUAUCAAUCAUUUGAAAAUCUCACUGGACAGCUAGGUAAAUGGGUAUACUUGGAAAGUUGUUUGGAAAGUACCUGUUAGUAACAAAUACUGUGAGUUGCGGUUUAAUGAUGGGAUUCGGCGAUCUUUUCCAACAGGGACAUGAGCAUUGGAAACAACGCAGCAGGAACGAAAGCCUUUCCUCACAGAGGGGAAAGUCGUUACAGCUUGAUACAGAAACUAAAAGAGAUAAUGAAAUAAACUCAAUCACUCUACCUGAUAUUGACGAUAAUGAUAAAAAAUAUGUCCACGAUUACAUACGAACUAAAAAUAUGAUUACAGUAGGCAGUAUACAGGGUCCAUUUCAUCACUACUUUUAUGCAAUAUUAGAACGUACGAUUCCAAAAAAAGAUGCAGUUUCCUUAGUCAAGAAAAUACUUGCAGACCAAUUGAUCGCCAGCCCUGCAUGUCUUGCAAUUUUUUUCUGUGGUCUUGGAGUUCUGGAGCAUAAUGAAAUGGGAAGUAUCCAGAAUGAAGUUGCAUUAAAAUUUUUGGAUACCUGGAAGAUUGACUGGUGCUUCUGGCCUCCUGUACAAUUUAUUAAUUUCUUACUGGUUCCUAUACAGUAUCGUGUGAUCUAUACAAAUCUAAUGACUAUGAUCUACGACACAUUUUUAUCGUAUAUAAGAUACGAUGCAGAAUACGACUGAUUAAUGAACAAAUCAUCAGCAAGUGGGCUUACAAGUAAAAUAAGUGACGUGUUGAAAAAACCAAAAAAAAAAAAAAGCAUGUAUACGUAUAAACAAUAACGCUAUAAAAAUACACAGAAAUUAUUACAUGUCUAAUCGAAUGAGUGUUUUUAGUUCAAAAUCCAUGUAAAUACAGGUGAUAAGCAGAUAUGUUGUUAUUUAAAAAUAAAUAAGAAUAAUUUUUG
Diprion similis is the source of this 1394-nucleotide messenger RNA. Its product is annotated as mpv17-like protein 2. Gene Ontology annotation, cellular component: membrane; cytoplasm. The coding region runs from base 523 to 1170 and encodes 215 amino acids. The transcript has 4 exons. Gene Ontology annotation, biological process: mitochondrial ribosome assembly. NCBI's taxonomy places the organism in Eukaryota, Metazoa, Arthropoda, Insecta, Hymenoptera, Diprionidae. The record is from RefSeq and is a predicted model, not a curated record.